Messenger RNA from Rana temporaria (common frog), 5421 nucleotides. It is a transcript of the gene RPRD2, whose product is annotated as regulation of nuclear pre-mRNA domain containing 2. Gene Ontology annotation, biological process: mRNA 3'-end processing. Gene Ontology annotation, molecular function: RNA polymerase II complex binding. The record is from RefSeq and is a predicted model, not a curated record. Gene Ontology annotation, cellular component: RNA polymerase II, holoenzyme. Lineage: Eukaryota; Metazoa; Chordata; Amphibia; Anura; Ranidae.
CGCGGGCAUCGAGGCGCGCUCUCGGGUCGUGUCAGCUCGCCGGUGACGCACGCGUUGGUCGCUCUCGUGCGCGCGCUCCGUCGUCAUACAAUUAUAAUCGCCUAUUAAACGCUGUGUGUGGUGUUGGCAGCCGUGUCCCGUCUUUCCCUCGUCUCCAGUCCUGUCAUGGCGAGCGGCCUGUAGCGCCAUAUACCCGCUACACCCCCCGCUCCUAUCGGCCGCGGGGCAUUGUGGGGAACCAACAUGGCGGCCGGCAGCAGCAGCAAGGCCUCUGUCGGGGCCCUGGAGGCCGCUCUGGACCGCAAGCUGCAGGGAGUCUCCAAUACUAUGGAGUCCAUUCAGAACCUCUCCACCUGGUGCAUCGAGAACAAGAAGCAGCACUCCAUCAUCGUCCACUACUGGCUGAAAUGGUUCCGGAGAUCUGGGUUUCCACAUCGACUGAAUCUGUUCUACUUGGCCAAUGACAUUAUCCAAAACUGCAAAAGAAGGAAUGCAAUUGUCUAUCGUCAAUCUUUUGCUGAAGUGCUGCCAGAAGCGGUUUCUCUAGUAAGGGACCCAUCAGUGGUUAAAUCUGUAGAGAGAGUCAUUAAGAUUUGGGAAGAGAGAAGUGUGUAUCCUGCGGACACUAUUGGAUCAUUUAAAUCCUCUAUAAGUGGAGGCUGGAGUAAACGAGAGAGGGAGAGAAGCAAGAGUUCACGCCCAAGACCCGAGAAACCUCCUCCUGAACCCCCGGUUGUGGUUAAUAAAGCUGAACUGAAGUCUAAGAUUGUAGCUGAAUUUAGGCCCCAAGGUCUAAUUGAUGAUGUGCUGGCUUACAAGCGUGGAGUGGAUCAUAUUGAUUUUAAGGAAAAGCAACUUUCGAGCAUGAGGGUUGAUGUGUGCAGCACAGAGACCUUAAAACGCCUAAAAGAUAAAGCUGGAGGAAAAAAAUUCUCAAAAGACUUUGAAGAGGCAAGUUCAAAACUUGAAGAAUUUGUAAAUCUCCUUGACAAGCAGGUGAAAAAUGGUCCAUCCAUAACCGAAGCUCUGGAAAAUGCAGGAAUAUUCUAUGAAGCUCAGUACCGGGAAGUCAAAGUUGUGGUGAAUGCCUAUAAAACGUUUGCUAAUAGAGUAAAUAAUCUGAAAAAGAAACUUGAUCAGCUUAAAGCCACUCUUCCUGAUCCUGAGGAAUCUCCAGUACCAUCUCCUGUCCUUGAUGCACCUUCUCCAACUGGCUCAGAGUCCCCCUUCCAGGGCAUGGAGGGGGAGGCAAGCCCUUUGUCCCCAGAGGUUGAGCCUAUCCCAUCUGAAUCUCCUGAGCCCCCCAAGGACAAUCGCAUUGUGGAAGAUAUGGAGCUUUCUGAUGAGGAUGCAGAUGACGAUAUAGCUGCGAUUAUCCUUGAGGAAAGGAGCGAACAAGUGGAACCUCCUACUUCAUCUCUCAAAGACACGACAAUAGGCUCUGAUUCUCCAGAAGCCCCUGAGAACACAACGCCGCCUCCUGUUCCAGCACCCGUCUCGCUCCUGCUCCCACCACAGUCAGCGCUCCGAGACCUGCUACCCCCCUCUGCAAUUAGUUCAACUACUACUUCACCAGUAACCUCCACUCCCUCUAAAUCAGUAACCACUCCCACAAUACCUCCAUCAGUUCCCCUUGCAUUGCCAAACUUGGCUAAUGUAGACCUGGGGAAGAUCAGUUCCAUCCUAAGUAGCUUAACGUCUGCGAUGAAAUCUGGAGUCAGUCCUGCAGGAAAGCCUUCUCCUGGUACCCCGACAACUCCUAAUACAAAUUUGGCUGGAGGAUUAAAGACUUCAGUUCAGACCACACCAAACUCCUUGGCCAACAUCCUCUCCAAAGUCGAGUUUACUCCUGAAAGCAUUCUUUCGGUUUUGUCUAAAACGCAGGUUCCUGCUGCAUCAAAUCUGCAAGGUUUAUCAUCUUUGAUUCAAAGUGUUGCUGCAAGCACCGCUCUCUCAAGUGGAUCCGCAACACUCAGUACAUCCACUGCACCAAUGAACACUACUUUACAAUCUGUAAAGGACAGAGUUACUCCCUCUGUAACACCUCCCUUUGUGUCUAAAAACUUUGGUUACUCCCCAACAGACCCAAAUCCAGAUACUUCCCUCACACCUGCCAGCAAACCACCUGCCCCUCCCAGUUCUAGUGUAACACAAGCAGUUAGUACCGUUGGAUUUUCAUCUCAAACACCUGUAUCUGCAGAGAAGACAAAUAGCCAGCCGCCUGAGAUACCUAAACAAGCUGAGGAGACCGAACCAUCGAGUCUAGAAAUGAAGAUUCAUAACUUCUUAAAAGGAAAUCCAGGAUUUAGUGGUUUAGAUCUGAACAUUCCCAUUCUAAGUGGCUUGGGUUCCAGUGCUGUGCCUGAGACAUCAUCUGAGUUUCAGAGUGGACCCACCAGCACUUCUCUAGAUAAUAUAGAUGGAACUCCGGUACGUGAUGAAAGAAGUGGUACGCCCACACAGGAUGAGAUUAUGGACAAACCACCUUCAAGUAAUGUUGAUAGCGUUUCCCUGUUAUCAAAAAUAAUUAGUUCUGGCUCCUCUACACCCAGUAAUACAAUGUCCCCACUUUUAAACAAAGACAGUGACUAUCAAAAGCUACCACCUAUGCCAGCGUACAGACCCUUCGGUAUUGGUGGAAGUUCUCCAAAUGCAUACCGGCAGUCCUCUGAUAUAAUGGAAAAACCUUCAAUAGUAGAUUCUACUCUGGAUACAUUUUAUCCAGAUACAUCAUUUAAUGAAGAUGAAGACUACCGUGCGUUUGAUUUUACUGGUCCUUCACCAUCAACCAUUGGUAAUCUUGAGUCAAAAUCUAUUUUACAAUCAAACAUGCAUUUAAACUCAAUGGAAUAUCCACCUGUUACACAGAGUUACAGUCAAGUCCCAGACUAUAGUAUGCAGCCUUUUCCCCCAUCUGUGCAGCCUCCUUUUAUUUCAGGUGAGAACAGUGGUAAGUUAUCACCACCUCCUGAUAGGUAUGGUGGCUAUAAUAUAAGAGGAAAUCUAGAAUCUACUAGUUCACCUUCCCCUCUCAAAGAUGACUCAUUGUACCCAUCUGACACUAACCAUAAUAUCCCUUUGUUACAUCCCAGUAUGCCUCAAAAUAGACAUUCAGACUUCCUUCCAAAGAAUAAUCUUCCUUCUGUAAGACCACCAAUUGCAUCUACUGAACAAUCGGGCCCAAGUGUUGCAGUUUCUACUACAAUAGAGUUUAAAAAUAUGCUGAAGAAUGCAUCUCGCAGACCUUGUGAGGAGGGUCCCUUUGGACAGUCAAGCCUAGAUGAAGAUAUUCGCAUCUCUGGACUUGGUCAUGUGGGAAGAUCUUCCGACGUCCAGUCUGAAGAACAAUAUCGCAUUGAAACUAGAGUUUCAUCCUCUUCUCUAGACUUGUCCGAUAGUACAGAGGAAAAGGGAGCUCCUAUUGAAACAUUAGGAUAUCACAACAUGGGCAAUAGAAGAAUGUCAGGAGAGCCUAUUAAAACAGUAGAGUCUAUGAGGGUUGGAAUGAAGGGUGGUAGGGGGCAUGGCAUGGAAGGAGGUAGAGGUGAUUGGUUUGACAUGGGUAACAAUGAGGGUACUUUUGAUGGCACACAAAAUGCUGAUGCACAGCCUUCUGUCAGUGGCAAUGUUGGCUUUAAACCUCAAUAUGAUGAGCACUUAACUCGUUUUCCAGACUCUGUCAGCGAUUUCAGAGCAAACAAUAUUCAACCUUUUGAACAUCGGCUACCACCUCCACCCAUGGCUCUUCCAUUGGAUCGAGGUGGGCCAUUUCAGAUGGAUCAGACUGGACCACCUCCUGGGCCUCCACCUGUUUUGCCUCCUGACCCAGGAAGUCUUUUUGGUAGAGACAUGCCUGUUGCACCCCAAAUGCCCCCUAUGGAGCCACCUCAAACAUUGCCUCAUGUUGCUCAUCCUCCUUCAGAUCAUGCAAACAAUCCUUUCCCUCUUCAUCACACAGCAGAGCAUGGUGGCAUGCAGUUUUCUCCACCUCCCCGUUUAGAUAUGCGCAAUCCAUUCUCACAGGACCAUGGUGCUGUUCACCAGGGAAUGAUGCAAGAACCCUACUCAAUGCAUUCAAGCUCGGGAAGGGAUCAAGGACCUAUGUCGCAUGACUACAGUGGCCAACACAGCCAGCCCCAUGGUAGGGUAAAUGAACCUAUGGGCCAUCAUCCUAGAGACCAUCAUGGAAAUUUUCCUGGUUCUCAACAGCCUCACUUCAGCUCACAUCAUAGAGACUUCAUGAACACCGGUGGUCCAAGGCCACAGCGACCUCACUUCAGGCCUAGGGAACCUUUUCACAACUUAAAACGACCACGGCCACCUUUUGGAAGGGGCCAGCAAUUUUUUUCCCCAAAACGUCCCUACUACCCACCAAGAUACUAAAGGCUGUUAAGACACUUUUGAAGAUGUGGCAGUGAUUUUCAUAAAUGUCCCCCAAUGAAGCCUGGCUUUGGCAUGGAUGUAAUGAGGUUGUAAGUAACCUAUGUUUUAAUCAUAGUCCAUGGUUCACCAAUAUGCCAGGUCAAUUGGUUGUAGAAAAACUUAGGUGACAAUUCUUUUGCUUAACUUUUCACGAUGCCCACGUUCCUACAAGCCUAGAUGGAACAUCGGUGAUGAAGCAGUUUCCUCGAAAGAAUCUUCAGAUCCUUGUAAACCUUACCUUAACCAAAGGAGCCAACAAAAAAAAAACUGUCCUGCUUUUUGCUCUCCAAUGAAGCCCAUCUAGAUCAUCCUAUUGCUCUCUAAAUACCAGAUAGGUGAGUCACAAGGGGAAGUUUAAUAAAAAGAAACCAAAAAAACACAUCUGUGUUUUUUGAAUCAAAAUAGUGGAAUCUUUGUCUUCUUAACAUGUUAACAUUUCUUCCUCUGCCUACUCCCUCCUUAUUAUCUUCACACCCACAGUCGAGAGAAAUGCAGCUACAGGCGCAGUUCAGCUACAUUCCAGCGUGACGCGUUUCAGGACGUGAUCCAGCUCUGGGAAAUUGCAGCUGAAGUCCUUGGAGUAUGAGAAGCAGUGUAUGAACACUUGGUGGCUUUACCAAUACUCCAAGUUGUACAUGGUUUUGUUAAUUUUUUUUUUUUUUUUUAAACAAGGGUAGUCAAAAGAGUACUACGUAGUGUGUUAGUUUCUACUAACUGCUUAUUUUAUGCCCAUUGUUUGUGCUUAAUACGUAUACAAUGUUUUUCACCUGUUCAUGGAGAACAGAUCUCAUGAUCCUUUCCUACAAAAUUUUGUGUGUAAUGUUAAGUCCACAGAUCCGGAGGUGCAUAAAAUAGCAAUAUUUAACACCGCUAUGGUAGUUUCACAUCUUGCUCUUUUUAGCCUUGUAGUUUAACUUUUCACAGUGUGAAACUGAUAUACCAAGUGUUCUGAAGGUUUUCGAAUAUUUCAAGUGUAUCAAUAAACAUUCAGUUUCUGCA